AUCCUGGGAAUCGCGGCGAUCACAUGGGCCUGGCUCCCCAGCCCCGUUCAUUAGUCAGCCAUUUUGGUCGCCACCCUGCUCCCUGCGCACAGCCAAUCCCGGCGCGCUCGCUGCCCGGGCUGCGCCGGCCGACGGAGCCGCGCUCGCAUCUCGGCGCUCCGGGACGCCGCUCCGCCUUUGUGCUUUCGCUGCGAUCACCACCUGAAGACGUUCCUUUUGAUUCUGCGGCCUCUUUUGCUUUUUUUUUUUCUUUUAAAAAUAAUUUUUUACUCGUUUUUCGCUGCUGCCUGUGGUGCGGAAGGCAGGUUUUCAGUGGAUGCUGAGGAUCAGCAGCCUCUGGCACAGCUGGAGACGGCGGCAGUCGGUGCAAAGGAGGGAGGCAGAGCUCAGCGGCAAGGAGCAGCGUUUUUACCUUGCUUGAUCUAUGAAAAGGCCAGAGCAGCCUCUGUGAUCCUGAGCAAUCUGUGCUUUAAUCGCAAGGUAUUUCUGCUUUUCUUCCUCAGAAAGCGUUUGGUUUUAGUCCUUAUUUUGCCCCCGUUGUUGUUGUACCAGCUGAGUCAUCAUGUCUGCUCUGACGCCUCAAAGCGACAUGCCAACCCCCACCACAGACAAGAUCACUCAGGCUGCCAUGGAGACCAUCUAUCUUUGCAAAUUCCGCGUGUCCAUGGACGGAGAGUGGCUGUGCUUGCGCGAGCUGGAUGACAUCUCGCUGACUCCCGACCCCGAGCCGACCCACGAAGACCCCAAUUACCUGAUGGCUAACGAGCGCAUGAACCUGAUGAACAUGGCCAAGCUGAGCAUCAAGGGGCUGAUCGAGUCUGCCCUGAACCUGGGCCGCACGCUGGACUCAGACUACGCCCCUCUGCAGCAGUUCUUCGUGGUCAUGGAGCACUGCCUCAAGCACGGCCUCAAAGCCAAAAAGACUUUUCUUGGGCAAAAUAAGUCAUUUUGGGGACCUCUGGAGUUAGUAGAAAAACUUGUUCCUGAGGCUGCAGAGAUUACAGCAAGUGUUAAGGAUCUCCCAGGGUUGAAGACACCUGUGGGCAGAGGAAGGGCUUGGCUUCGCCUGGCUCUGAUGCAGAAGAAACUGUCAGAGUACAUGAAAGCCCUGAUUAACAGAAAGGAUCUUCUCAGUGAAUUUUAUGAGCCCAACGCACUGAUGAUGGAGGAGGAAGGUGCCAUCAUUGCUGGCCUCCUCGUGGGCCUGAAUGUCAUUGAUGCCAACUUCUGCAUGAAGGGAGAGGACCUGGACUCCCAGGUGGGAGUUAUCGAUUUCUCCAUGUAUUUGAAAGAUGGGAACAGCACGAAGGGCAGCGAAGGAGAUGGUCAGAUAACUGCUAUUUUGGACCAGAAGAACUAUGUAGAAGAACUCAAUAGACAUCUAAGUGCUACAGUAAACAACCUGCAGGCCAAGGUGGAUGCCUUGGAGAAAUCCAACACAAAGCUGACUGAGGAGCUCGCAGUUGCCAACAACAGGAUCAUUACACUGCAGGAAGAGAUGGAGCGGGUUAAGGAGGAGAGCUCCUACAUCCUGGAGUCCAGUCGGAAGGCCACCAAGGACAGAACUGCUGACGGGCAGGCACUGACUGAGGCACGCAAGCAGCUCAAGGAGGAGACUCAGCUGCGCCUGGACGUGGAGAAGGAGCUGGAGGCGCAGAUCGGGAUGCGGCAGGAGAUGGAGCUGGCCAUGAAGAUGCUGGAGAAGGAUGUCUGUGAGAAGCAGGACGCGCUGGUGGCACUCAGACAGCAGCUGGACGAUCUCAGGGCCCUCAAGCAUGAGCUGUCUUUCAAGCUGCAGAGUUCAGACAUGGGAGUGAAACAGAAGAGUGAAUUAAACAGCCGCUUGGAAGAAAAAACAAAUCAGAUGGCUGCCACCAUCAAACAGCUGGAACAAAGAUUGCGACAGGCAGAGAAGGAGCGGCAGCUGGCCCAGCAGGACAACCGGCUCUUCAAGCAGGAGUUUGGGGACAAAAUCAACAGCCUCCAGCUGCAAGUGGAAGAGCUCUCCAGGCAGCGGAGCCACCUAGAGCUGGAGCUAAGGCGGGAAAGAGACAGAUGGUCUCACAGUCACCAGCGCAGCCAAGAAAGCAAAAAAGGCCCCAAGAAUUGGCUCAGACAGGAUGGGAAGCUCAGAACGCAGGAAGAGAACGCUAAAGUGAAGGAGCCGCUGAGAGAGAACAGUGUCCUGCCACACAGGUCACCCAGCAGCACACAGGAAGAGCAGGAGCAGCUGCCGGGGCCCGGGCACGCCGAGCUGUGCCAGCUCUGCCAGGGGGAGGCCAGCAGGAGCCAGAGAAAGAACAUCUGCAAGAACUGUGGGGGCACCUUCUGUGAAGCCUGCUCGGCACACGAGCUGCCCCUCCCGUCCAGCAUCAACCCCGAGCGCGUCUGCAACCCCUGCCACCAGCGGCUCAUCCAGCAGUAUUCCAGCAGCCCCUUGUAGGGGAGGGGUGGCACAGGGGUGACAACAGCAGCUGGAGCUGAAGGUGUUUCUGGAGCUGUUCAGGGGGAAUGCAAAGACACUUGUCCGUGUGCUCUGGAGGUCAGAUGGGAAGCAGCUUCUUGGUGUUUAGAAUCUCCUCUUACUAAAACAGCAGCCUGAGCCCUUCCCUGUACCCAGAUCAGCCUGUGCUGUGGAGAACUGCAUGGGAAUGUCACAUGGAGCAGCCCCAAGGUGUGCCUGAGCAGUCUCGGCACUCUGGGAGCCCCUGCCCAAACCGGAGCUGUUGCUGCAUGUGGAAGUCAGGAGCGUUCUCACCCUCACGGGUGUGGUGUGGGUGUGUGUGCUGCUGAGCAAAGGCUCCCCACGACCCAACAGGAGUGUUGGUGUUCCUCACAUGUGGCUGCACUUGAAAUCCCAUCUCCCCUUCUCCGUUUGCCCUGGACAGGCUGGCUCAUCCUGGGAGCCCCGAGGUGAUGGUGUGAGCUCAUCCUCGCUGCAUUUCCUUGGCUCAGGGCUCUCACAGGGGCUCAGCCUGCACAGGGACACCCCAAACCAAGCUGUGAAUGUUCUGUUCCCCCUCUGUGCUUCGGGGGCUGGGCCCAAUCCCCAUCAGAGGGAUCCACUGCUCCACCUUGUGCACAUGGAAACGUUGUUACAGUGAACCUGGCAUUUCACUUUUUGUUGGAUCAAAGCUAAAUGGGAACACUUCUCACCUGUUAUAAAUUUUAAUUGCACAUUCAGUUCAGAGAGGUUUCAUGGUUCAUGCCACAUCAUUCUUUGUUACUGUCCCCUCAAGGAAUUUUGUUAGUCCAGAAAGGGGUGGUGGCUUACUCUGUCACAGGAAUGUUUACUCCUUUUCUCCCGGCACCUCCUGCAGUCUCUGAGACCACAGAAUGUCCUGUAGUUAAUAGAAAAGGGAUGCACUGGUGUGACAAGUGCACUGGUUUGUACUGAUGUUGUCAGGGGAUAGUGGUCAAUUCCUUGGAGGGGAUUUUCUAGUUAUUAGAUUGGCUGGAACCACAUGAAACAGCCUCUUGGAGCUGAGCUACAGCCAUGGUUGGUACUGCUUUGUACCAGCAAUCAUCUCUCCUAGAUCCUUUUGGGACUCAGCAUGUUCAGCCACCCAACUUGUACGCUUCCCUGCUCUUUUAGCCCCCAGGCAGCCUCCUGACCCAUUUCCUUGCUGGUAUCCCCAAAAAUAUGGCGAAAUACCAAAAGCCUGGGAUUCAGGUGAAUUGCUGAGUUCUCUGAAGGGGUGGGACACUGGAGGUGGUUGGAGAAAACCCUGAAUUCAGGGUCAGUGGUUUUGGGUACGUACUGCCCAUAUCCAACAGCGUGAACUCUUACACUCAGCCCCCCCGUGACUCAUUCCCUGAGGAGAAAACAAGAGCCAAGCAAUGCAGAGGGAGCAUUAAACUGGAAAUGGAGGAUUAAACUCCAUGGAGCAGGGAGCCCCUGCAGAGCACAGCCCUGGUGGCUGCCAUGGACUGGCCUUGGGGAAGGUGGGAGUGGGACUGUGCUGGCUGCCAGCUACCUCUGAGCUCAGGUACUCUGUGAUGCCAGGGUGGGCUCACACCCCGACCCUGGCAAUGGGGGGACAGCUUUUCUGAUGUUAAUUUUGUUCUACACAAUAAACAAACUUGAUCAUCCA
Catharus ustulatus (Swainson's thrush) is the source of this 4094-nucleotide messenger RNA. It is a transcript of the gene RUFY3, whose product is annotated as RUN and FYVE domain containing 3. Gene Ontology annotation, cellular component: cytoplasm. The transcript has 18 exons. Lineage: Eukaryota; Metazoa; Chordata; Aves; Passeriformes; Turdidae. Bases 563 to 2443 code for a protein of 626 amino acids. Gene Ontology annotation, molecular function: metal ion binding. The record is from RefSeq and is a predicted model, not a curated record. Gene Ontology annotation, biological process: regulation of axonogenesis.